Molecule: messenger RNA, 1003 nt
Organism: Stylophora pistillata
Lineage: Eukaryota; Metazoa; Cnidaria; Anthozoa; Scleractinia; Pocilloporidae
Source: RefSeq, a predicted model, not a curated record
AUGGUGGGUUCCGGGCAGCCAUCAUUGAGGGCCCUCGUAGCGUUGAUUUCUGGUGAGACGCUGGGAACAUGUGGCUGUUUAUCAGGGGUAUCACUUACAGAACGGGUGCUAGAAGAGUUGUCAAGGGAUGGGAAGAUGUCUUCGGAGAGAAAAUCGAGAAGCGCAAGAUUCACUCCAGCUAUAAGCGAGGCACUUGUUCAGGCCUACCGAAAAUAUGAAUUUAUCCUUCAGGCGAAAUUCUCAGAGACAGUGUCAUUGGAAAAGAAAAAAGAGGCUUACGGCUACGUUGCUGAUGCUGUUAACGCAGUUAACAGUGGGGAGAAAAAAAGUGUUGAACAGAUAAAAAAGAGAUGGGAAGACAUGACAGGGAAUGUGAAGAAGGAGAGGGAGGCCAGAAAUAAAGAACUGAGAAGGUUAAGGGUGACAGGAAAUGGACAUUUAGAAGAUGAAGAGGAGCCAAACUCUGAGCCCUGCACAGAGAGCCUCACUCCUUCUGAGAAGGAAAUUGCCAUCAUUUUAGGGCCACAGACUUUCACUGGGAUUCCUGGUGGACAUGAUUCCAUGGAGACAGCUGGUGAGAAUUACCUUUGUCUUAAUCUACCCCAAGAAGGUUAGUCUGUUUGAAUAUCAAUUAUUAUUAUUAUUGUUAUCAUUACAUUAAUGUCUGAAUCCUGUCCAACAAAAUUUGUGGUUACACGAAUGAAAUAUCCAUGUUGUCUGUGAAAGGUCACUACAAAUCCCAAGAGCAUGAACAUCAUGAAGUGUUAUUAACAAAAUACUUCUAUAAAGCUACAUUGAAAUUUACCAAAUGAAUGGGAGUAAGGUGGGGUUUAAUGUUACAAAAAGGGGAAGGUAGGAAAGUAGGGAUCUUUUACCAAACAGGAAGUAGCUGUUAACCCUUUAGAAAACCAUUUACGGCCCUUGUUGUUCACUUCAUUAACUUUCAUUUUUCAUAAAUUAAGGGCAGACAAGCAAAGAAAACAUUUCUGAAGAAAAUGUGGAA